AUAAAAAGAAAAAGAAAAAAAAGAAAGAGCUUGCUUUGCAUUUGGUGGGGCGACCCAAUUUAAUAGCGAUGGCACUAGAAGCAGCCGUUUAUCAACAAGACCUUUUUAGCCAUAUUAAUGGCAACAAAGAUUUCUACCCUUUAUUAUUAGAACCUUGGUUUGAUAAUAAUAACAAUAUUACCAAUAUUAAUUACAAUAAUAAUAAUGAUACUUUAUUUUCUUAUGAUCGUAACAAUAUUAAUGAUAGUUGUUACUUAGUUGAGAAUAAUAGUAAUAAUAAUGAUGCUAAUCAAGUAGAUUUUGAUUGGCAUUCUUAUUAUUAUUCUCAUCAUAAUGAUGAUGGUGUUAUUCCUCCUACUUGUAGUGUUGUUAGUGAUUUACCACCCUUGAAUAGCUAUGAUCAUGAGUGUUGGAGGUUGGCUAACUCCUCAUCCCCCGACAAAGAGCGCGAGCCAAAGGUGGUGGAGGGCUAUGAUGAUGGUGUUGCUAUGGAGAUGUUGAUGAGGCCGAAGCAACGACGUCGUGCUAGAGCUAAGAAGAACCAAGAGGAGAUUGAGAAUCAAAGGAUGACUCACAUUGCUGUUGAGAGGAAUAGAAGGAAGCAGAUGAAUGAGUACUUGAAUGUGCUUAGAUCUUUGAUGCCUGAGUCUUUUGUUCAAAGGGGAGACCAAGCUUCAAUAGUUGGAGCAGCAAUCAACUUUGUAAAGGAGCUUGAACAUAACGUACAAAAUUUGAGUGCAAAGAAGCAAAUGAAAGAGAAUCUCGAAUCAAACGGUAACUCAUCAUCAAGCUCUACAACAAUGCCCUUUGGAGAGUUCUUCACUUUUCCACAAUUUUCUAGCAAUAGCAAUCUUGAUAAUGAAGAUCAAACAAAGGCUAGCGGCGCAACAAGCCCUCAACAACUUGAUCAUGCUAGUGUUCGAGGUAGUACUAGUAGUGGUGGGCUAGCCGCGGAUGUAGAGGUUACAAUGGUUGAGAGCCACGCACAUCUUAAGAUAAGGUUAAGGCGCCCGCCUAAGCAGCUAUCUAAGCUUGUGUCUGGCUUGCAUAGUUUGAGGUUGUCCGUCCUACAUCUUAAUGUUAACACUGCUGAUGAUGGAGUUGUCCUUUACUCUUUUAGUCUCAAGGUAGAAGAUGAGAGCAAGCUAAACUCCGUGGAUGAAAUUGCAAGAGAAGUGUACCAAUUACUAGGUAGGAUUCAAGAAUGAAGAGACUAGCUAGCUAAAUUUUUUUUCCCUUUUUUUAAUUUUAUUUGUAACUGUUGAUUAAUUAGUCUUUAUUUUUGUGUUUCUUUAUAUAAACCAGUACUCUUAUUAGCUGGCUGUCCAAUUAUAUUUCUCCAACCAAUCUAAACAUUUUAAUCUUUUUUCUUGUGAUUAAUCAUGUACUAGCUAGCUACUCCGUAGUAUAAUGUUUGUACUUCCCAAUUGCAAUAUGUGGCUAAUUUUAUGGUCGCAUUUUGUCAUUUAUAAGCAAGAAAUUAAAGCAUGUCUCUCAUUAUUUUGCUAGAAGUUAUAGAUUUUGUAA
This is a messenger RNA of Chenopodium quinoa (quinoa), 1527 nucleotides long. RefSeq names its product transcription factor bHLH94-like. The transcript has 3 exons. Lineage: Eukaryota; Viridiplantae; Streptophyta; Magnoliopsida; Caryophyllales; Amaranthaceae. The record is from RefSeq and is a predicted model, not a curated record. Gene Ontology annotation, molecular function: protein dimerization activity; DNA-binding transcription factor activity, RNA polymerase II-specific; RNA polymerase II cis-regulatory region sequence-specific DNA binding. Gene Ontology annotation, biological process: regulation of transcription by RNA polymerase II. Bases 69 to 1208 code for a protein of 379 amino acids.